Messenger RNA from Microplitis demolitor, 1854 nucleotides. RefSeq lists its product as uncharacterized. Lineage: Eukaryota; Metazoa; Arthropoda; Insecta; Hymenoptera; Braconidae. Gene Ontology annotation, biological process: DNA integration. Bases 1 to 1854 code for a protein of 617 amino acids. The record is from RefSeq and is a predicted model, not a curated record. Gene Ontology annotation, molecular function: nucleic acid binding. The transcript has a single exon.
AUGUCGUUAGAUCCAGAUGCUGGCAUUAAAACUCUAGGUAUACAUUGGAAUGCCAGGGAAGAUAGCAUAUUUUACAGUGUAAAUACAACCAAAACCAAAGCAAUUACUAAGCGAUCUAUUUUAUCUAAAAUAGCUCAAUUAUUCGAUCCUCUUGGAUUACUUGGACCUGUAAUUUUAUAUUCUAAACUUAUCAUACAAUUGCUAUGGAAGGCUGGUAUUGAUUGGGACGAAUCCGUUCCUCUUGAUGUGCACACCUUAUGGGUCACUUAUAUAGAGCAACUUCCAUUAAUUGAAUCGGUGCGAUUCAACAGAUGUUUUACCAUAGCUGGCGCUAAUAAUAUUCAGCUACAUGGUUACUGCGAUGCCAGCGAAAAGGCCUAUGAGAAAUAUAGUUCUCUCAGUAAGAUCACACGUUUGUUUGCAUAUUUGCUACGCUUCAUAAAUAAUUUGAAGAGUAGAGAGCCUCAAAGAGCACUAAAUCAGUUACAGCAGUCCGAGUUGGAUUCUGCUUUAAUUAUAAUUCUCAAAAUCGUACAAAGAUCUCCUCUCGCUGCAGACAUUGAUCACCUAAAGACUCAUCAUAUGGUCCGGGAGAACAGCCGAUUCAUACCACUGAGUCCGUUUCUUGAUGAAAAAGGUCUCCUUCGUGUAGGAGGUAGACUAUCUCAUGCUGAACUACCUCCAAGUCAGCGCCACCCUAUUUUACUACCUGCACAUCAUAUUACUCGUUUAAUCAUCCGGGAAGAGCAUGAACGACUACAUCAUGCUGGUGCCCGAACGACCUUAUAUUCCGUACGCCAAAAAUACUGGCCCUUAGACAGCCGCACCACCACACGAAAGAUUAUACACCAAUGCGCCACCUGCUUUCGAGUCAAGCCGCGACCUGCCAGUCAUAUCAUGGGUGAUCUUCCGUCUUAUCGUGUCGAGCAAGCUCGACCUGUUCUUCGCGUGAGAGUCGAUUAUUGUGGUCAACUAUUUAUUAAAGAAAGGCGAUUUCGCAAUCGCCAAAAAUUAAAGGUUUAUGUAGCCGUUUACGUCUGUAUGUCCACGAAGGCUGUACACCUUGAAUUAGUCUCUGAUCUUACUACUGAAGCCUUUUUAGCUAGCCUGAAACGCUUUUUUUCGAGACGCGGAUUGUCUUCCGAUAUUUAUUCUGACAACGGCACCAACUUCGUGGGUGCUAGUCGCGAGCUUCAAGAGCUAUACACUUUAAUUAAUUCCCCAGCUCAUAAGAAGUCGAUUCAGCAAUAUGCUGCUGAACAAAACAUAAAUUGGCACUUUAUCCCUCCCAGGGCACCUCACUUUGGAGGGCUCUGGGAGGCUGCAGUAAAAUCAUUUAAGAAUCAUUUGAUACGCACAGUCGGUAAUACAUUAUUAACUUUUGAACAGUUAGAAACUUAUAUAACCGAAAUAGAGGCAAUAUUAAAUUCUCGUCCAAUUUCACCUUUAUCCUCUGAUCCCAAUGACCUUCUACCCUUGACUCCUGGCCGAUUCCUCAUUGGUGGACCACUGACCAGUUUCCCACAGGUAGAUUUCACGGAUACCAACUCCAAUCGUCUAUCAGCUUGGCAACACGCUCAGCAAUUAAAGCAGCACUUUUGGAAGCGAUGGUAUAAGGAGUACCUUCAUCAAUUGAUUACCAGAGUUUCUGACAGCAAGAAUCCUGACAAUACUCAAGUUGGUUCACUGGUUCUCAUCUCUGAGGACAAUCUUCCACCUCUAAAGUGGGCACUAGGCCGUGUCAUAUCCGUUCAUCCAGGAGCAGAUGGAGUGGUGGGUAUAGCCACUCUGAAGACGGCAUCCGGAGAGUAUAAACGCUGCGUGAAGAGAUUGUGUCCAUUACCCGUCAACUAG